UCGAGCCGUCGUACCCGUCCCGGCAGAGAGCGAAUGCUGAGUUAACUGGUCCACGUCCUCGCUUGUCCUAGGAGGGGAAGCCUGCUGCCGCUAUACCCACCAAGCUGCGGCGUUCGGGUGCUUUCUCCAGGAAGGCGGACGUAGAAAGUCUCCCGAGACCCUACAGACGUCAGACCUACCCAAGACUGGCUACACUUGCUAUAAGAAUCCUCUUUGGCAUCCUCACCCCCUCCCUUGUAGAAUUUCCGUUUCCCACGUAGACCCAACAUCCAAUAACCCGAUAGCACGGCCACCCGUCCCAGACCCAAGUACUUUACUGCAAAUAACAUCCCAAAUAGUCGACACGGUAGAACAAAAAGUCACAUAGGACACUCUCUCAGCCGAAUCGCGACCGAUAUGGAGACCAUAACUACCAUCACCAACGCGGCAAGCAAGGCCAUUUGGGGUACGAACGAAGCCAAUCAGGAGCCUGUUUCUGGUGUCAAGGGAAACACCAACCAGGGCGAACCGUAUGAUGCUGGCAACAUUGAAGAUCCGCUGGCUAAGGAGAAGAAGGCCAACAUAGCAGACGCCAAUAACGCCUCUGGCACGACUGGGCCAGCGUUGACCUCUGAGCCCACUUCAACUACGGGCCUUACCACGAAUUCUACUCCCAACACAAGCACUGCUUUAACCGAGCCAACUGGAGCCUCUGCAACAGACGAUUCGUCAACGCACAAGUCGAACCCUCCUACGGAGAACACGUUGCCAGACAGGUCUCGUGCUACGGAAGUCACCACGCCCCACAAGUCAUCUACGACUGGGGACUCUUCCGAGCACAGAGACAUCGGCAAACCCGAGUUGAAUAAAACUUCUCCCAGCGCUGCGCCUCCGGCCGAUAGCGCCGCUGGCAAGACCGACACACGCGAACCUGCUGAUCCGGCCACCGACCCUGCACCCAACGGCCAAGACGUCAGCAACAAAGCCUCCGGCCCCGUUGCUGGGGGUGAUAAACUCGCCGGCCCGGGUCCGAGGCCUUUGGAGAUCGUCGCCAAGGAGCGCGGAGGUGACGCCGGCAAUGCCAAGGACUCGGCCAAGGGCGGUUUGGUGAAGGAUGACUCAGCAUCAGGUAUCGAAGACAAAAACGAAAACGACCCCAGAGAGCCUAGCCACGGCGAGGGCACGGGUGAGAAAUAUGUCAAGAGUACUGGUCUGGCUGUUGAUGGUGGUGACUUCGAUGCAACCAAGCCUGGCGCCGGCCGCGAGGCAGACCGCAAGUGCCUCCUAGACGAGAAGGACCCUGCUCACGCCGCUGCCAAGGCUGGCGGUAAGUCUAUUAGUGACAAGACAAGCGACAAGACAAGCGACAAGACAAGCGACAAGACAAGCGACAAGACCAGCGAAGUUCGCACUCACAGCCCCAAUUCGGGUACUGAGACAGAGAAGGAGAGCCUCAAGGACAAGAUUAAGGCCAAGCUCCACCGCCACUAG
Messenger RNA from Colletotrichum navitas, 1470 nucleotides. RefSeq lists its product as uncharacterized. NCBI's taxonomy places the organism in Eukaryota, Fungi, Ascomycota, Sordariomycetes, Glomerellales, Glomerellaceae. The record is from RefSeq and is a predicted model, not a curated record. The coding region runs from base 397 to 1470 and encodes 357 amino acids. The transcript has 3 exons.